AUGCCAACAACAAGAGCAAAGGCCAAGAAGGGACGAGCAGCAGCGGCUCAAAGGGUGCCAAAACAGGAGGAUCCUAAGGAGGAGGAGUUGAGUAGAUCCCGACGAGACAGCUACACAUCAAGUGAAGGAAGCUCAGUCGCCCGACCUGUGUUAGGAUCUUCACAGCUGGGAUCACCAGCAGGGAGUGUACGGAGCAUUGGCAGCAGACGAAUCAACCCUACCCGAACGAACGCAGCAGGACUUUCACACGAGUUGCAGGUUCAGCUAGCAAGUGACGUGGAGAGAUCUGGAGGCAUUGUUGCUGUCUGCGAGAGAAAGAACGGAAUUCUAGCUCUUUGCCGUGCAAAUACCGACGCCUACGGUGAAAACAAUCAGAAAAAGCGCCGACAACAAGUGCGCAACCGAAUCAAAUAUUGGGAGAAACUUCACAAGGCAGGGACAGGGUAUAUCGAUCUUUUGGAUACUUGGCAAGUUUAUAUUUCUGAGCCAACACGACGAUAUCAUUUGGAAGGAGAGCGAAAGCCGGCAGCACAAGCUCGAGUUCCAGACACUAUCCAAGUUUCCCGAGACGACACGAGCUCCAUCGGCACAGCAGAAACCACAUCGAUUGAUUUCACUCCUUCUAGUGAUCCGAUCAGUUCUGGCUUCGAGAUUCCCACUGCACCACUGUCUUUUCAAGCUUUUGCAGCAACGAGUAUUUUUGAGCCCAUUAGCACCAUGUCGGGAAUUCGAGGAACGUACCGUUCAGGUGAGCCGCAUGGUGGCGGUGAAGCUGGCGGUCUCACGCAGAUCAUUCCAGUCAACACUAAGUAUUUGGAGCGAACACCAGAUCCAAUCAAAGUGAUGAAAGUUCGUGGCCUCCAAGGUGUUGAAAAGAAUGACCUCUAUGAUGGAUACGUCAUUAACCUUCGUUUGAUUGACAUCCGUGAUCUCCUUGGCCAUGGAGAGGACAAGCCCAAUCCAGAUCAUUUCCAAGCCAAGCUUAUUUCGAUGGGAGGGCCAGGUUCUGGUGCGAAGAUUUCUAUUGCAGUUCCUGCUCUUGAUUGGCACUUUUCCGGAAAGGAUGACGAUAAAGUCAAGGAGGUGUUGCAUGGAGAUCAAAAUAGUGGCAUUCGCGACAAGUUGGACACCGUCUAUCAUGAGUUCACCAAUGACCCGAUUCGCAAGAGCAACCAAAAGCAUCUCAUUCUUGAGUUUCCACCGGGACUUUCUCUUUGUUCUGAUGUUUUGUUGUGCAACAAAGACACGGCUGAUCCCAAAACUGAUUUGGACCUCGAAGUGCUGCCUGUUUUCACUGACUGUAGUGGUCUCGAAGCUCCACCGGAUAAGUGGGAACAGGGAACUGACACUAACGGGAAUACAAUCUCUAUUCUCACCCGAACCGUGUUGAAGUUCCCUGCCUUUCGAUUGCAGUGGCGUGUUGCGAUCAAAGCGGAGGCCAUCAAGAGAGGACGCGGGGAAAAGAAGAAACAGACGCAAACUGCUGGUCAGGCCGCAUUUUUGAAAUCGAUGCAGAAUAUGACGACUGGUUAG
Seminavis robusta is the source of this 1533-nucleotide messenger RNA. Lineage: Eukaryota; Bacillariophyta; Bacillariophyceae; Naviculales; Naviculaceae. The record is from the annotation of a GenBank genome assembly.